Messenger RNA from Artibeus jamaicensis (Jamaican fruit-eating bat), 1838 nucleotides. RefSeq names its product pleiotropic regulator 1 (gene PLRG1). Gene Ontology annotation, biological process: mRNA splicing, via spliceosome. The transcript has 15 exons. Lineage: Eukaryota; Metazoa; Chordata; Mammalia; Chiroptera; Phyllostomidae. The record is from RefSeq and is a predicted model, not a curated record. Gene Ontology annotation, molecular function: protein binding. Gene Ontology annotation, cellular component: catalytic step 2 spliceosome; precatalytic spliceosome; Prp19 complex. Bases 129 to 1655 code for a protein of 508 amino acids.
GCGGGGAGUUGCGUCACAUCCGGGGUCAGCACGCCAGGUUCCGGAAGAGGCUGCACAGUGGUGGUGGUCGUUUCUGCGUUGAUGUUUAGUUUCUUUGCUGCCGGAGAGACGGAAUACGCAGUAGCAUCAUGGUGGAGGAGGUACAGAAGCAUUCUGUGCAUACACUUGUAUUCAGGUCAUUGAAGAGGACCCAUGACAUGUUUGUAGCUGAUAAUGGAAAACCUGUGCCUUUGGAUGAAGAGAGUCACAAACGAAAAAUGGCAAUUAAGCUAAGGAAUGAAUAUGGUCCAGUGUUGCAUAUGCCCACUUCAAAAGAAAAUUUAAAGGAGAAGGGUCCUCAGAAUGCAUCGGAUUCAUAUGGUCAUAAACAAUAUCCUGCUAAUCAAGGACAAGAAGUUGAGUAUUUGGUGACCGGUACACAUCCCUAUCCACCAGGACCUGGAGUUGCUUUAACAGCAGAUACUAAGAUCCAAAGAAUGCCAAGUGAAUCAGCCGCACAGUCCUUAGCUGUGGCACUACCUUCUUCUCAGGCCAGGGUUGAUGCAAAUCGUAGUGCACCUGCUGGAGGCUCCGACCGUGCACAGCCCGCAGGGAUGACUUUGGCUGUUAUGGAGGGUGGCAAUGCCAAGAACUCUGCACUGAUGGCUAAAAAGGCCCCUACGAUGCCGAAACCCCAGUGGCACCCACCAUGGAAACUCUACAGGGUGAUCAGUGGGCAUCUUGGCUGGGUUCGAUGCAUUGCUGUGGAGCCUGGAAAUCAGUGGUUUGUUACUGGGUCUGCUGACAGAACCAUAAAGAUCUGGGACUUGGCUAGUGGCAAAUUAAAACUGUCAUUGACUGGUCACAUUAGUACAGUUCGUGGUGUGAUAGUCAGCUCGCGGAGCCCAUACCUGUUCUCCUGUGGAGAAGACAAGCAAGUCAAGUGCUGGGAUCUGGAAUAUAAUAAGGUUAUAAGGCACUAUCAUGGACACCUGAGUGCAGUGUAUGGUCUGGAUUUGCACCCAACAAUUGAUGUGCUGGUAACCUGUAGUCGAGAUUCAACUGCACGGAUUUGGGAUGUGCGAACUAAAGCCAGUGUGCACACGUUAUCUGGACACACGAAUGCGGUUGCUACAGUGAGGUGUCAGGCUGCAGAACCGCAGAUUAUUACUGGAAGCCACGACACUACAAUACGAUUAUGGGAUUUGGUGGCUGGCAAAACAAGAGUCACAUUAACAAAUCACAAAAAAUCUGUCAGGGCUGUGGUGUUACAUCCGAAACACUACACAUUUGCCUCUGGUUCUCCAGAUAACAUAAAACAGUGGAAAUUCCCUGAUGGAAGUUUUAUUCAAAACCUUUCUGGUCACAAUGCUAUUAUUAACACAUUGACAGUAAAUUCUGAUGGAGUGCUUGUAUCUGGAGCUGACAAUGGCACAAUGCAUCUUUGGGACUGGAGAACUGGCUACAAUUUCCAGAGAGUUCAUGCAGCUGUGCAGCCUGGGUCUUUGGAUAGUGAAUCAGGAAUAUUUGCUUGUGCUUUUGAUCAGUCGGAAAGUCGUUUACUAACGGCUGAAGCUGAUAAAACCAUUAAGGUGUACAGAGAGGAUGACACAGCGACAGAAGAAACUCAUCCAGUCAGCUGGAAGCCAGAAAUUAUCAAGAGGAAGAGAUUUUAAUGUGGCAUUCUCUUCACGAAGUUUUUUUUUUCUUUUUCUUUUUUUGUUUUUGUUUUUGUUUAGCCUGGUGUUGAUGAGGAUAUGCAGUCAUUCUGUGCUCUGGCUAGGAUUAUAAAGCAGAAACUCACAUGCUUGAAUCAUUGCUGCUUAAUAUUUUACAAUAAAAUGUGUUGUCUCCCCCUC